AUGUUAGAUGCCUAUCCUCUACCAAAUAUAAAUGACCUAGUUUCCAAAGUAGCCCAAUAUAGUAUAUAUAGUACUAUAGAUUUACAUAAUGCAUACCAUCAAAUACCGAUCCACGAGGAGGAAAGAGAUUAUACAGCUUUUGAGGCGGCUGGUCGCCUUUAUCAUUUUUGGAAAAUCCCUUUUGGCGUGACAAAUGGAGUGGCCUGUUUCCAAAGAGUGAUGGAUAAAAUAAUAUUAAAUGAGAACCUAAAUGGAGUAAACGCUUAUUUGGACGAUAUAACAAUAUGUGGAAAAAAUCAGUCUGAGCAUGACCUGAACCUGAAUAAAUUUCUCAAUGCAAUGAAAAAUUAUGGACUCAUACUAAAUGAAAAUAAAUGUCAGUAUUCUACGCAAACAAUUACACUUCUUGGACACCAGAUCACGAAUAAAAGUGUAAGUCCAGACCCAGAUUGA
Molecule: messenger RNA, 453 nt
Organism: Macrosiphum euphorbiae (potato aphid)
Lineage: Eukaryota; Metazoa; Arthropoda; Insecta; Hemiptera; Aphididae
Source: the annotation of a GenBank genome assembly